Molecule: messenger RNA, 1446 nt
Organism: Dichomitus squalens LYAD-421 SS1
Lineage: Eukaryota; Fungi; Basidiomycota; Agaricomycetes; Polyporales; Polyporaceae
Product: CEL4a mannanase
Exons: 14
Coding region: 9-1340 (443 amino acids)
Biological process (GO): carbohydrate metabolic process
Cellular component (GO): extracellular region
Molecular function (GO): hydrolase activity, hydrolyzing O-glycosyl compounds; cellulose binding
Source: RefSeq, a predicted model, not a curated record
CAGACACCAUGCUCAAGCCCACCGGUCUGGUUACGUUGGCUCUCGCGCUCGCGCGUUUCACGAAUGCUGCUUCUCCCGAGUGGGGACAGUGCGGCGGCAUUGGCUGGACUGGAGAUACUACUUGUGUCUCGGGUACCGUGUGCACGGUCCUGAACGCGUACUACUUUCAGUGCUUACCAGGAGCGAGUACCACAAGCGCCCCCCCUUCCACGUCGUCGGCCCCGACAUCUACCUCCCCAGCCAGCACCUCGAGCGUUCCCGCACCGCCUGCCGCCACAGGCUUUGUGGGCGUAUCUGGCCAGAAGUUCACUCUCAAUGGCCAGACCUUCCCUCUCGUUGGGGCCAACUCGUACUGGGUCGGCUUGAUGGGAUACAGCACCUCAGAUAUGAACAAGGCAUUUUCUGACAUCGCCGCCACUGGAGCAACUACCGUCCGCACCUGGGGGUUCAAUGAUGUCACGACUGCCAACGGCAUCUACUACCAGCUUUGGCAGAAUGGCAAAGCCACCGUGAACACGGGUUCCACUGGUCUGGGGAACUUCGACAAUGUCGUCGCUGCUGCGAAGGCCAACGGCCUUAGGCUCAUCGUCUCUCUCACGAACAACUGGAGUGAUUAUGGUGGCAUGGACGUCUAUGUCUCCCAAAUCACGGGAACGCAAAACCAUGACUACUUCUACACGAACGCCAAUGUCAUCGCUGCGUACAAGUCGUACAUCCAGACCUUCGUUGGCCGAUACAAGAACGAGCCGACGAUCCUUGCUUGGGAGCUUGCCAAUGAGCCGAGGUGCACAGGCAGCACUGGUACGAGCACUGGUACGUGCAACACCGCGACUAUCACGCAGUGGGCAAGCCAGAUCUCGGCGUUCAUCAAGUCAAUCGACUCAAACCACCUUGUCGCCAUCGGGGAUGAGGGCUUUUUCAACGAACCGAGCAACCCAAGUUACCCCUACCAGGGAUCAGAGGGUAUUGAUUUCAAUGCGAACCUGAACAUCAGCACUCUUGACUUCGGCACAGCUCAUCUAUACCCUGGAAGCUGGGGAAUCACGUCUGACCCGACUGGAUGGGGCUCUCAGUGGAUCACAGACCACGCGACGUCCGGGAAGGCGGUGAACAAGCCAGUCAUCCUGGAGGAAUUUGGCGUAACAGAUGAUCAAGCGUCUACAUACACAACCUGGUACAACACCAUCAUCACGUCCGGCCUUACCGGGGACCUCAUUUGGCAAGCAGGGUCGCACUUGUCCGCCGGAAACACGCCAGACGACGGUUACACCAUCUACCCCGAUGACCCCGUGUAUCCGAUCGAGUCUCAGCAUGCGGCUGCUAUCAAAGCUCGGGGAUGAAGCCGUCGAUUGCAAAGCAGGUGAAAAGAAGAUCUCGGAUUGUCUCAUAUCCCGUAUAUAGUUUUGCUCGCCUAUCAGAGUUAUACUAUCACACCACCCUGAAAGC